Molecule: messenger RNA, 1821 nt
Organism: Paramecium tetraurelia
Lineage: Eukaryota; Ciliophora; Oligohymenophorea; Peniculida; Parameciidae
Exons: 6
Source: RefSeq, a predicted model, not a curated record
AUGAUUAAAUUUCAAAAUCAGCCACUCAAUUAUGAUGUUAACGGAUAUCCAUAGCCUAAAUACCAAUAGAUGCCUCCAAAAUAACAAAAAUAAAUGUCUAAUUAAGGGUGCUUCCAAGAAACCUUUGGAUAACAAUAAUAUUAUGGCAGAUAAAUGAUUCCACAAUAAUAGGACUCUAAAAACUAUCAAUAGCCUCAGUAGCACCAAUAAUAGCAAUCACAAAAUUACUAGAACUAUCCUUAAAAAUAAUAAUAUCCAAAUAUGCAAUAAUAAUAAUAAUAUUAACAGUCAUAAUAAUAAUAAUAACCUCAAUAAAAGACAGACCCAAGGUACUAGAAUGUUUAAUUCACAGCCAAAGAAUUCAAUCAAUUAUUCUAUAAAUAAUAAUAACAAUAACAAUAACAAUAACAAUAACAAUAACAAUAACAAUAACAAUAACAAUAACAAUAACAAUAACAAUAACAAUAACAAUAACAAUAACAAUAAGCCCAAUAAACUAAUUAAAACAAACCAAAUGAAAACCAAGAAGAAAACAAGUAUGCUUAACCUUAAAAAGCCAAUGGUAAUGAAAGAUAGAUAUCUACUUACUCAUAAAACCAAUAAUAGUUACUAUAAUAAAAGUAAGUUGGGGCACCAGGUAGAAUGCAAUCAGCAGAUCCUGUCUAAGCCUAAAAUAGAAAUGCAGCUCCAUUGACUAAUAUUCAAAAUUAGCAAACAACCAAAACUAGUUAAUAUAUAAGUAAUGGAGGUAUUAAUAAGACCUAAAAUGAUUACUCUUAAAGAUAAGCCACACCAAUGAAGGAUCAAAUGAAAUUCAUGAAUCAAAAGCAAGCUCCAGAACAAAUUAACCAGUAAUUGAUGUAUUCACCUAUGCCAAAGAGCCAAUUGCUUAAUGAAACAACGAAUUUAGCAAAAUUAUAACAACAAUAAUUACAAUAAAAUAAGUCUCCUUAGAUUUAGAAAGUUGGAGGAUCUGGAAUGGGUCCUGCUAUUUCUUAACCUACUAAUGCUUAACAAAUUGUUGAAGAAUUAGCCAAGGAAAAAGAAAGACAUUCAUUGUUGACUGCUAAAUUAAAAAAAUUGGAGUAAGAGAAAAAAACAUAUAAUACUUAAUUUUUGAAUGAAAUGGAAAGUAAAAUUAAAACACUAAUCUAACAAAAUGACUAACUAUAAAAUCUGAAUAUGGAAUUAUUAUAGAAGGCUUAGGAUUAACCUUAAGGAGAAAUAUAAGAGCUUAAUAAAUAGAUUUCAUAUAACAGCCAACAAUUAGACUUCCUAUAAAAAUAAAUUAACGAGGCCUAAAAGCAAUUAUCUGAGCAAAUGAAAAAAUAUAAGGAGCUAGAAUAACAAUAUUAGGAAAAGAAUUAGGCAGAAGAACAAUAAAUUCAAUAUUUAGUUACUGAUUUGGAAGAGAAAGUUCAUGGUUUGAUUUCUGAAAAUGAACGAUUAAACGCUUUAAUAGCAUAAUAAGAUAGUAACCCAAAAAAAGAAUAAUUAUAGCAAUUAACAAAUGAGAAGAAUAAGCUUGUUUCUAUGACUCAAUAAAGCCAGAAAGAAGUGUAAAAUUGGAAAAGCAAAUAUGAAUAGUUAUAGCAAAAACUCUAGUCAGCAGACAAGUUCUUAGAGCCACAAGGAGAAUAGGUUGAAGCACUUGAAGAGAAGAUUAAAUCAUUGAUAGAGGAAAAUGAUUACUUGAACACAGUAGUUUAAUAAUAAAUUGAAAGAGAGAAUCAAAUAGCAUUAUUGGAAGAAGAAAUGUAAAAUUUAGUUGAACAAAAUGACAAUCUUGAAAUGUUACUACAAAAUAGCACUAAAAAAUGA